CGUGGCAGUAACUCUAGGUGGCACCUCCAGCCCGAUCGAUCAGUACGCGGCUGAAGCUAGCUAGGUACCGUCUGAUCGCCCGGCCCGGGAAACCCAGUGAAACGACAUGGCGGGCGGGCAAGAAUCGUCAGCCGUGGCGGCCGACUUGGACCCCGUGUACGAGUGGGUCGACGGCGACGGCAGCUAUCUCCUCCGCCUCAACCUCCCAGGGUUCAAGAAGGAGGACUUCCGGGUGCACGUGGACCCCGCGGGCCGGCUCAACAUCCUCGGCCACAAAACGGCGGAUGGCGGAGCUGGGAACGUGCGGCUGCACAAGGUGUUUCAGCUGCCAUCUACAUCCGACCUCGACGCAAUCACCGGCCGGUACGACGCCAACUUGCUCACGCUCACCGUGCCCAAGCUGCCUUCCGCCCCGGCCAAGGACGUCGGCGACAAACCAACGGAUGAGAAAUCCAAGGUUAUCCGGGAGGCGGAGCGGCUGAUCGAGGCGGCGAGGGCAAGGUUGCAGCUGGGGAGGCACAGAGAGGAGACGGCCAAGGAACCCCCGGCCACGAAAGUGGACGACAGGAAACAGGAGCCCAAGGCAACAGAAAAGGUGGUGAAAGGAGAUGAUGGUCAGGACCACAAGGAGAAGCUUGAGUAUGAGACGGCGACAGAGACGGAGACGCAGAGGGAGAAGAAAGGCUGCUGGAAGGAGCGGGCGGCGGAGGAGGGGUUCAAGUGGGCAGAUACCAUAGGUAAGAACAAGGAGGUGAUCGCCGCCACCGCCGUCGCCGCCUUCACGCUAGGCGUCUUCGUCUCCCAUAGGCUCUUCUCCAGAAACUGAAAAUCAUCAUCAUCACUGAAUGUAAAUGCAGCGUCCGUUGUGCUGAUGUGUGCGUGCACCUAACAAUACGAGCGGAUGUACGACCUAGCUGCCGAGAUAUAUACGUGAGGAAUAAAUUCUAAUGAUACUAUCACGCGUACGUACAUCACUAAAUUAUAGUACAUGAAACUUACUAUCACAUACUCGUAGACCUGCAUUUUCAUGAUCUAUUUUUUUUUAUAAGGUGCAAGGCUAGGAGGCUUGGGAAAAUACACAAUAGUAAACAAAGCCCAACAAUUUCCAUGUCUUUUCUAAGCUGCACAAGUUCCAUUUGAUAAUGCAGUAAAAGAGUCUGUUUUGCCAACAAACCAUUUGAUAUCUUGGGUGUACAUUUUACAUUGCCAACAAACUGCACAAAUAGUGCCACCCACUACGAAAAUAAACAUCAUUUAUUUAGUUUACCGUACAACUGCGCCUUUUAUUUUUACUACAAAAA
Messenger RNA from Aegilops tauschii subsp. strangulata, 1301 nucleotides. RefSeq lists its product as uncharacterized. NCBI's taxonomy places the organism in Eukaryota, Viridiplantae, Streptophyta, Magnoliopsida, Poales, Poaceae. Gene Ontology annotation, biological process: cellular response to heat. The record is from RefSeq and is a predicted model, not a curated record.